Messenger RNA from Hypomesus transpacificus, 1869 nucleotides. RefSeq names its product beta-1,4-mannosyl-glycoprotein 4-beta-N-acetylglucosaminyltransferase-like. NCBI's taxonomy places the organism in Eukaryota, Metazoa, Chordata, Actinopteri, Osmeriformes, Osmeridae. Gene Ontology annotation, biological process: protein N-linked glycosylation; N-acetylglucosamine metabolic process. Gene Ontology annotation, cellular component: membrane. The record is from RefSeq and is a predicted model, not a curated record. Gene Ontology annotation, molecular function: beta-1,4-mannosylglycoprotein 4-beta-N-acetylglucosaminyltransferase activity.
CCUAUCUGAGGUAGGUGACAGCUGCUGGGGGUGUCAGUAUAUGGCAGACAGUCUGGGACAGCAGAGCCACUCAGCUCCAAGCGCAGCAUGGGUGGAAACUACCUGCCAGCAAGGUGGAGGCUGGGCCGGCGCACGGUGUUACUGUUCUGCUCUCUGGGUGUGUGCAUGUUCUCCCUCCUCUGCUGUUACCAAGCCCUCCGACUGAGCCCAAGCUUCCAGACACAGGCCCCCCUGGCCCCCCCCACACCCCACCUCCUCCUCUGGAGAGACCCCGGGGCCCUGACCUUUGACCCUGGGCUUGACCCCGCCCCUGUCAGGCAGUUAUGGGUGAAGCCAGACCGGGUCGCCCUCCCCGACCCCACAGGACCAAUGGGUGAGAUUCACAAACGUCACUUCCUGCUUCAGGAAGACUCCACCCCCUACUUUGUACGCACCCAGUCUGGGGCGCUGUGCUUUAGAGACGGGAUGGAAUACCCCGCCCCCCCCCCGCCCUCCCCCUCCUCCAGAGGCGGGGAUCCACCCAGGAAGGAUGCCCGUCCCAGGUGUGUGUGCAGAGCGGGGUGGCACGGCCGUCACUGUGGAGUCCCCACCCUGGUGCAGCACUCCAACCUGGCCACCAGAAGGCGCCUCCUGCCAAGGGAGGUGCCUCGGCGCGUCAUCAACGCCGUCAACAUCAACCACGAGUUCGACCUCCUCCACGCACGCUUCCACGAGCUGGCCUCAGCCGUCGACCUCUUCCUGGUGUGUGAAUCCAAUUUUACAGCGUACGGCGAGCCGAAAGAGACUCCCUUCCUCCGCAUGCUGCUGAACGGCACCUUCAACUACGUCCGUCGUAAGAUCAUCUACGUGUUCCUCGACCACUUCCCCCCGGGCGGCCGGCGAGACGGCUGGAUUGCCGACGACUACCUCCGCACCUUUCUGACGCGCUCCGGCCUUUCCCGGCUGCGCGGGAAGCGUCCCGACGACAUCUUCAUCCUCGACGACGCCGACGAGAUCCCCACAGCUGCCGGCGUGCUCUUUCUGAAACUGCACGACGGCUGGACCGAGCCCUUCGGCUUCCACCUCCGCAAGUCCCUCUACGGGUUCUUCUGGCGGCAGCCCGGUAGUCUGGACAUCGUGUCCGGCUGCACGCUGGCCAUGCUGGACGCUGUCUACGCCGGCGACGGCAUCUUGCUGCGGAGGCGGAAUUACUACACCCUGCCGGGGUUUCGGGAGUACGAGCAGAGCGCUGGGCGCCGGCUGGCUCUGUGGUCGCUGGGCAGUGCCGUCCACUACGCCGGCUGGCACUGCUCCUGGUGCUUCCGGCCGGAGGGGAUCUACCGCAAGCUGGUGUCGGCCCAGAACGGAGACUUCCCCCGCUGGGGGGACUUUGAGGAGAAGAGGAACCUGAGCUACAUCCGGGAGCUAGUCAGGACGGGCGGCUGGUUCGAUGGCUCGGUGGAGGGGUACCCUCUGACUCACCUUGGUGAUCACAUGUAUGCACCAGAGUAUCUGCUGCAAAACUUUCAACAAUAUCACUACUUACUGAAGAAUCCAUAUGCUGCACCAGAGAGGGAAAACACAUAAAUGUUGAUCUCAUUGCCCUUGGGUAAUCGUUUGGCAGCUAUUUUGAUCAGAAAGUAACUCUUUACUAAUCACAUUUGACUUGUUUUCUUGUUGAACACAAAGGGAAGCGAGUGUUUGAUGAACUGUGCAGGUUUGGCUGAUACAUUUGAAACACCGAUGUACCUGGGGUGGGUAUGGACUCUCAGGUAAUCCACAAAGAAACUUCAAUAUAACAAAACAACUUAUGGUUGGUUGUUCACAAUAUGUGCUUCAUUUUUUGCAUACUCGCAAUGUUUUUGGGGCUAUCUUGUUGUUAUUAUCAGU